Cydia pomonella (codling moth) is the source of this 5786-nucleotide messenger RNA. RefSeq names its product homeobox protein SIX1-like. Lineage: Eukaryota; Metazoa; Arthropoda; Insecta; Lepidoptera; Tortricidae. Gene Ontology annotation, biological process: regulation of transcription by RNA polymerase II. The record is from RefSeq and is a predicted model, not a curated record. Bases 1268 to 2020 code for a protein of 250 amino acids. Gene Ontology annotation, cellular component: nucleus; transcription regulator complex. The transcript is spliced from 7 exons. Gene Ontology annotation, molecular function: DNA-binding transcription factor activity, RNA polymerase II-specific; RNA polymerase II cis-regulatory region sequence-specific DNA binding.
UUUAAAAUAUUUUGGGCAAAUGCAUCUCUUCCAGUUUUUUGCUCUACAAAACUGCAUUUCCAGAUACAGCUUCAGAUGUCCAUUUCACGAUUUCACAGAAAGCAUAAAUUCAAGAAACACCAUUUCCUCUCACAUAAAUUGCUAAAAACGACGUAAAAUUCACUUAAACCCAUUCAUUACAGCAUCGGAUGAUUUAAUCAAGUCAGCUGUGCCCCAUUACCCUGAGUAGGACGCACGAAAAUACCUUACACAAUUUCUGAAACCAUUGCUGCGGAUGGACCGAAUACGCCUACAAAUAAUAGUUCCAAUUGUUUCACAAACUGAAAAAUGGCGAUCCCACGCGGAGCCAAUAGAAGGCGGUGCCGCACGACCUCCAAAAAACACCCCAUUGGUCCAUUCAAACCCCAAAGUACCACACGACCAAUCAGAAAGCUUAGAGGAAGUUCGAGUCAAACCAGUUCCAUUUUAGCUCCGACGGCGCGCGCACGCGUUUCAAAUUUGGAACGAUUGGCAUUUAAACUCGAAUUUUCUAGCGCCUUUGAGUGUUUGUUUUUUAAAAGGUGUUUUAAAGUGUCGUUGUCUUAUUUUACGGUUAUUGUUUUAAGUAGGUUGUGUUUCGUUAUUGCAAGGAUAUUAUUUUUAGCAUUUAGCUUGUUAAAGCUGUUGUUGGCGUGAGACGGAUCUUAAUAUAGCUGUGCGCAUUUGUGUAUUGUCUGUUCGAGUUUAAAAUGAGAAAGAAGAGAAAAAAUAGAUUCACGUGCGAUUAAGAAAUAAACUCAAAACGCAUUUAAAAAUUAAUUUAUUAAUUGUGUAAGUGAACGUCAAGCCAGACAGAGACUGGGUACUAAUGAGAAAAAAAAAAAAACAUUUGAAGUGACCAAAUAUUGAUUCUAUUUACCGGUAAAAAGAAAACCAAUUCGAAAUCAAUACAAACUUCGGCGCUUUUCGAAAUCCGAAAACAAAUAAUUGCCGCUUCAAGGUGCUCGGUUUUGUUUAAACAUUUUUGGGACUGCUGCCUUCCCUGUUUAUAUAGCUGCCUUUAAAGGCUUUUUAAAAACAAAACGGUGAAACAAACACGAUCGCAUUUAAGACUUAUAAAAAACGCCUCAAACAAAUGCAUUUUAGUGCGUGUCAAAAUCGAAUUCCAAAUUCGAAUUGCAUAAGGCUCGCCAUUCUUUAACUUUGUGGAUUGUUUAGCACCGUUAAGUGGUGCUAAUUUGUAGUGUCAAAUUGUGGUGUCAAAGUGGCAGGAGACGAGCAUUUGGAUAUGUUGGGGGGCCCCGAGUGGGGGCAGCGGGAGGCCACCCCCCCCAGAGACGCUCCCCUGCCGAGUUUCGGCUUCACACAGGAGCAGGUUGCCUGCGUAUGCGAGGUCCUCCAACAAGCCGGCAACAUCGAGCGUCUCGGCCGCUUCCUCUGGUCCCUCCCAGCCUGCGAGCGCCUCCACGCCCACGAAUCAGUGCUGAAGGCCAAAGCCAUGGUGGCCUUCCAUCGAGGGAACUUCAAGGAGUUAUAUAGGCUGUUGGAAUCACAUACGUUUAGUCCACAUAACCAUGCGAAACUCCAAACCUUAUGGCUUAAAGCCCACUACAUGGAGGCAGAGAGGUUGCGCGGGCGGCCACUCGGAGCCGUCGGCAAAUACAGAGUUAGGCGCAAGUUCCCCUUACCUAGAACGAUAUGGGACGGCGAAGAAACUAGCUAUUGUUUCAAGGAAAAGUCGCGGUCAGUUCUACGAGACUGGUACAUACACAAUCCGUACCCCUCUCCUCGCGAGAAGAGAGAAUUAGCGGAGACCACAGGCCUCACCACUGUACAGGUUUCAAAUUGGUUCAAAAAUAGACGGCAAAGAGACCGACAAGCAGAGCACAAAGACAGCGGAAACCCCAACGAGAAGCAGCUCGACUCCUCAUCAGACGACGACUCCGACGCCGCGCCCACGCACGCAAUGCCCGCGCACGCGCCGCAGCCGCUCUACCCGCUCUACGACCAUCCUCUACAUCUACACUACCAUCACUCGUGACCGCACUAACUAUAGAACUAAACUUAGCGCUAGCUCUGUCUAUCGUGACCUAGCUAUCUUCAAACUCCAAGAAGAAGCAGCUCGAUUCCUGAUCAGACGACGACUCCGACGCUGCGCCCACGCACGCAAUGCCCGCGCACGCGCCGCAGCCACGCUACCCGCUCUACGACCAUCCUCUACAUCUACACUACCAUCACUCGUGACCGCACUAACUAUAGAACUAAACCUAGCGCUAGCUCUGUCUAUCGUGACCUAGCUAUCUUCAAACUUCAAGAAGAAGCAGCUCAACUCCUCAUCAGACGGUGACUCCAACGCCGCGCCCACGCACGCAAUGCCCGCGCACGCGCCGCAGCCGCUCUACCCGCUCUACGACCAUCCUCUACAUCUACACUACCAUCACUCGUGACCGCAUUAAUUUUUCUACCAAUCCUGAUCGGGCUUACAUGAGUUCAGUACCAACCUUAUAAGCAGCUAGAGAUUUAUAAUCAAAUGAUAAAGUUAGCUUAAUAGCUAACGUCUUAAUAGACGAAAGUGGAGGACCUGUGCGAAAUCGCCUUUUCAUACAAACGUAAUCCUCAUUUUCCGCUCUGGACAUUCACAUUAUUGAAAAUAUUUUGACACAAUUUGUUGUAUAUUAACCACAGCUAUGCCCCUACGUUUGAUUGUUCAAAUUUUUAAUUAUUAUAAGAGUUAGGAGCAUUUUAAAUUUUGUAUGAAUAUUGUUUUUCACUCUUAAUUUUUACAAUAAUCAAAAAAUCUAAUAAAGCCAAACGUAGGGGCAUAGCUAUGGUUAAUAUACAUCAAAUAAUAUAAAAAUAUUUUCCAUCCAGCGAGGAAAAUGAGGACUACGUUUGUAUGGAGAAGCGGCCGUCGCCUUUCGUCUGUGCAAGCUAUAACAUAUAAACGCUCGACUAUAAGCAUGUGCAUAGACGUGCCCAUUGUAAUAUACAGAUACGUAUCAGAGACGGCAUACCGCGUGCGUGUUGUGUGCCUGCUUGACUUCAACAUUGUAGUGCAUGCGUACGCGCAUGUUCUGGUCGUAUAUGGAGAAAGGAGCUGUCAAUUUCACUGUCUAUGGAUUGUCUAAUUUCAAACAAAAAGUAUUCACAUAAAAGAAGGUAGCGUCGCAGAGAGCGUCAUCUAUAAUUACCGGCCUUCCCCGUUAUUGACCGGACAUGUAUAUAUUCAAGCCAUAGAUUGACGGAACUACGUAUAUUUUAUUCAAAACCAUAUACCACCACCAUAAGCCAUAAAUCAUAGACGUAGAGGAUCUGAAUUUCGAUGUGUCAGCAUUGGCCAAGCCAUCGUUUAGUUUAAACGAAGAAUCAAUACUGAAUAUAACUACGGUGGCAUGGCAGCUUGGUUCCAUUUUUAUCGUUUGUCACUAUGCCCGUCACUUUCGCACUUACAUACUUGUUAGAACAUGACAGGCAUGGUGACAAAUGAUAAAGAGCCGACCAUCUUAGCCGGCUUAGCCCUACUGAACGCAAACAGACAAUUAGCAAAUUAUGGAGGGUAGAGAUAAGGAUGACAAUCUCUUAUGGGAAAACUGUUGCUUAAGUGUUCAGCUGGCAGCUGUAAAUAUUAGUUCGAUCUGUCCGGUGGCGCUAGGGUAGCACAAGGACAUGACAUGAACUUAGACGUUAUUGACGGAGUGAAGUGCGCUGUCAGCGAUUUGAUUAUUUUUAAUCAAAGCAAAAAUUUGUUCUCGAUGUAUUGCGCCACAUAUUUAAGGUUUUUUGAUGGACACAGUUCACACACAUAGAUUGUUAUCUUUACCCCUACCCUCCAUACGUCAAAUACACCACCCGAUCUAUGACGUAGAGCCGGGUAAAACGUAAAUUAGUUUACGCACUUACAAAAUUUGUAUUAAUUGUAUUUGUACAUUUAAUGUAAAUACAAUUAAUAUGCACUUUUAGCCAAAUAUUUGUAAUAUAAUCUUGUGUUAAGAUUAAUGUAAUAAUGUGAAGAAAAUAAUUUGAUUUUCAAAGGCAAAUUGGAAGGCUUUUUCGAGUCAAAUUGAGCCCUGGAUGGCCUGGAUACAUUUACAGAAGUUUUAUUUAAAAAAAAAGUUAAAUCUAUUUUGCCUUUUAUUCUUCGAUGUCUCUUUACUAUCAAUGUGAAAAUUAUGGCUUCCUUUUACCAUUUAUAUUAUAUAUAUUUAAAAAAAUGGAUUAGCUAUCUUGUAUACAAUUGGAUACAAUUUGCAAGCUAAAUAAUAUAAAGAAAAUAAUAAAGCUUGUUUUAAAGUUUUAAAUAAAACUAGGUUUUAGAAUGUAAUUUUGUGUACUAAUUAUGUAUUAUAAUAUGCUAAGAGUCAAAUUGUUGAAAAUAGUAAGUUUAAACCGAAGGCACAGAAAAUCAGACUUUAUGCACUUUUUUUUUCAAUAUACUCGUAUCUGCAGAUCUGUGCAGUGUAAACAAAUGAUUUUUUUAUUAAAUUUAUAUUAUUUAAGUGACAUUUUCAUUGCGAAAUUAUAAUAAUUAUAAGUAAAAUUUUUAGUAAUAAGUAUCACCUAAAUCCAAUAUUGUUAGCAUUUAAUUUAAGAGGCUAUCGACCGUCCAGUAGCACCCUCAUUAGUGGCAUUGUGUUUUCUAAUCUUCUUCUUCAGUCGGUCCCUCAAUGCUGAGGAUCGUGACAUCAUGUCCUUCUGUUGAAGACCAGAUUCCUCCAUAAGCUUCUAUUCCUCGCCAAGCGCAUGGCCUCGUGCAGUUUUAAUUGCAUAGGUGCAAUGAUUUGAGCACACCAUCUAGUAGGGGGAGGGCCCUGAGGUCUGGUGCCUUCAACUUUGCCCGGCAUAAUAACUCUCUCUAGGCUAUCCGGGGAGCGGCGUGAGAGAUGUCCGAAGUAUAUGAGAGUCACGUCCUCGCAUAUUGUUGCCAACCGGCGUUUUAUGCGUAGCUCUAACUAUUGUAUGUGUUUUCUAAUAAAUCAAUCCAAUGUUGUAGUCCUACUGAUUCCCCAACCUUUGAUAUUUGUCACAUAGUUUUAUUUUGCUUCAUAAACUAAAAGGCAAAUGGUGGCCACUGUUUUCCGUUAAGGUGAUAAAUCAAAUGUAAUUAAUAUAUAAGUCUUUGGCAAAAAAAUUACUUUUGGUACAAGCAUUUUAUCGCUGACUGUACUUUUCUCUCCAAGGGCAACGAAUACUCAUCGAGACAAGUCUAAAAACCCCAAACAAAAUUAGUUUGCGUUAAUGUAUCGCAGAGUUUCCAUGGCCACCUUCUGUCUCUAUCAUCAGUUCAGCUCAAACACAAUUUCACUUAUGAGGGCGCCACUGGACGGACGAUGCAGUCUUAAGAGGAGUAGUACAUUGUAGAAAAAGAUGGUCAGAGUCCGUUUAACCAAACUCUGCACCGUAUUUCACACGACAAAGUGUGGCUACGCCAUUAAAACGUUAUGUUUUCAUAGUAAUUUGACGUUUAUGGUGUAACUGCCAAACUCUGCCACUGCUAAGUAUGUGCUUAAUCCAACCAUACAAAUUAUCCUCCAUUAUUUUCAUGACAAUUUAAAAUAAAAAUGGAUUCUAGUAAUAUUUUGAUUUAGUUGUUAUUAAUUAAAAUUUUGGGCGGUAAAAAUGCCCAAAGCUGUUAACAUUAUACAUAGUUUUAUUUAUUAUUUGAAUGUAUUUAGAACAAUAAUUUAUUUAGUAAAACUGCGUGUCUCUUGUACUGUAUAAAUAAUUUUAAUUUAAGGACCUCGCAUGUUUGUAGUUUAUUUAUUAGUAGUUAAGUAGCAUUUUUAAACAAACGUGUGUUUUUAAUAAAA